AUGUCGAUCGCAAAUAUUGUGAAAAGCUCACUUGGACCAGUAGGACUAGAUAAAAUGCUUGUUGAUGAUAUCGGGGAUGUUACAAUAUCAAAUGAUGGUGCUACAAUUUUGAAUUUGCUUGAAGUCGAACAUCCUGCUGCACAAGUUCUUGUAGAACUCGCUCAGCAACAAGAUAAGGAGGUUGGCGAUGGAACUACGUCGGUUGUUAUUAUUGCUGCUGAAUUACUUCGUCGUGCAAAUGAACUUGUAAAAAAUAAAAUACAUCCGACUACAAUUAUAACUGGUUAUCGAUUGGCGAGCAAAGAGGCAUGUAAAUAUAUUGCUGAUCAUCUCAGCACUAAAGUUGAUACAUUGGGACGUGAAUGUCUAGUGAGUGUUGCAAAGACAAGUAUAUCUAGCAAGAUCAUUGGAAUGGACGAUGAUUUUUUUGCGAAUAUUGUUGUUGAUGCUAUUCAGUCGGUAAAAUCUAUAAAUUCACGUGGAGAAGUUAAAUAUCCCGUAAAAGCUGUGAAUAUUCUUAAAGCACAUGGUAAAAGCGCUCGAGAGUCGAUUCUUGUAAAAGGUUACGCACUUAACUGUACCAUAGCGGCUCAAGCCAUGAAAACAAGAAUUUUAAAUGCAAAAAUUGCAUGUCUUGACAUGAAUUUUCAAAAGGCAAGAAUGCACCUUGGGGUUCACAUUACUGUUGAUGAUCCAGAUAAAUUGGAAGACAUCCGUAAACGUGAGGCCUCCAUAACAACUGAACGAGUGCAAAAAAUUCUCGCAACCGGUGCAAAUGUUAUUUUAACAACAAAGGGAAUAGAUGACCUUUGCUUAAAACUUUUUGUGGAUGCUGGCGCUAUGGCAGUUCGUAGAUGUAAACAAGAUGACCUCAGAAGAAUUGCUAAAGCUACUGGAGCUACGCUUGUUUCCACGCUUGCAAAUCUCGAAGGAGAAGAAACAUUCGAGGCAUCUUAUCUUGGUUCAGCAGAUGAAGUCGUACAAGAGAGAAUUUCCGAUGAUGAAUGUAUUUUGAUUAAGGGCACUAAAGCUCAAAGUUCAGCUUCAAUCAUAUUACGUGGAGCUAAUGACUAUAUGUUGGAUGAAAUGGAAAGAUCUUUACAUGACUCAUUGUCGGCUGUCAAAAGGACUUUGGAAAGUGGUAGCGUAGUAUCAGGCGGUGGUGCAGUAGAGUCUGCGUUGAGCAUCUAUUUAGAAAAUUUUGCGACAACACUGGGAUCACGUGAACAACUUGCCAUUGCGGAAUUUGCCAAUGCACUCCUUGCUAUUCCAAAAACUUUAGCUGUUAAUGCAGCAAAGGAUUCAACCGAUUUAGUCGCGAAAUUGAGAGCAUAUCAUAAUGCAUCACAAAAUGCACUGCCGGAUGAUCCAAAGAAAAACCUUAAAUAUUAUGGUCUUGAGCUCUUUAAAGGAGAAGUUAGAGACAAUUUACGAGCCGGUGUUUUAGAACCCACCAUGUCCAAGAUUAAGUCGCUCAAGUCUGCAACCGAAGCAGCCAUUUCGAUUCUCAGAAUUGAUGAUAUGAUCAAGGUUGAACCAGAACAACGUGGAGGAGACGAGGAAGGGCAUUAA
This is a messenger RNA of Dentiscutata erythropus, 1572 nucleotides long. The record is from the annotation of a GenBank genome assembly. Lineage: Eukaryota; Fungi; Glomeromycota; Glomeromycetes; Diversisporales; Gigasporaceae.